Messenger RNA from Pungitius pungitius (ninespine stickleback), 6037 nucleotides. RefSeq names its product protein phosphatase 1H-like. Gene Ontology annotation, molecular function: protein serine/threonine phosphatase activity. The transcript is spliced from 10 exons. Lineage: Eukaryota; Metazoa; Chordata; Actinopteri; Perciformes; Gasterosteidae. The record is from RefSeq and is a predicted model, not a curated record. Gene Ontology annotation, biological process: protein dephosphorylation. Bases 1453 to 3039 code for a protein of 528 amino acids.
UUAACAAAAGAGCAAUUUAUGCUGGAGAAUGUUCAUAUGAGGAAAUUAAUUCUGUCCAUUUAUAUUUUUUCUCUAGUAAAUAAACCACUUGCCUUUUUUAUGAACUAUUAGGCUUGGGACAAAUUAUAAAAUGGUACAAGGAUCCAUCUUUUCAAAACCCCUCAAAACAAACCAUAAUAUUACUAAUUGAAGUAAUCACUAAUACAAACAUCUCCUCCCCCGGCUGCUUGAUUAUGUCUAAAGUCCUUUGAGUUGAUUAAAUUCUUGUUGACCUAUGAUGCACUUAAGCACAAAUGCUGCUCCAGCAUCUUACAUUAUCUGUUGAAUGACAAAGCAUUGCCAUGUGACAAAGUAAUCACACAGUGUAACCUUUCACACCUCAACCUGGUGAUCUAAUCAACUGAUUGAUGGUGAAAUACUGAAGAGCUGCAGGAAGCGUUGACCUAACAGAUGGGAAUUUAAAAAAAGGUUAUUAAAUGAGGCAAAACCGCUUUUCCUUAUGAUCAUCAAAACUCUUCCCGACAUGAUGCAAGCACCACGUAUGAAGGGUUCCACUGAAACACGUUUAAAGUAGGACGAUACACGGUAGCAGGGAAGGGAUUCUACAGCCCGUGUAAUGACCACAGGGCUGAUUUAUCUUUAACCUGCUGCCAGCCACUGUAAGCUGCUCCCCCUGCACUGUAAAAGAUACCAGUCCGCCCAACUCAUCUGUAGCCUGCCCGGCGUUAGAGUCUCAUUUGAUCUGAGUAAAGAAUGUAUUCAUUCAUAGAAAUCAUUGAUAGAACAUCCUCCAUUUGUUUCCUGUGAAAAGUUAUAGCCAAACCUGUACUGUUUACGAAUCAGAGCCAUUUUAAGAGUGACUCAUCACUCGAUUUUAACGAUUAGACUCAGCAGGAAUGGGCACACAAAAAACAUAUUUAUUACACGCAGUUGUUUAUUUUAUACUCUAUCAAAUACAUCACACUUAUUUAUAUAAUGAUAUCCUAUUUUAUUCAUUUAAAAAAUGAAAUAAUCUAUAGGUUAGGGGGCUUCAUAUAAAGGUGGAGCCUAAACGUGGAAUUAACAUUUUUUGCAGUGUGCGCCCAUGGUUGCAUCACAUGACCUGUUAAUCCUCAACGUAUUUCCGCGUUGACGACAGCCGAGCUGUUAUCAAUGACUCUCUGUGGGUGUGCAGCGCCGGACCUUCUGCACCAGAGGCGUUUUCAUCAUCCUCUCCUCCGGCUGCCGUCUCCGCUCUGAAUGCAUGAAGCUCUAACCAUCUGAGGGCCUCUUCCUCCUCCUCCUCCUUCCUCCGCCUCCUCCUCCUCCUCCUCCUCCUCCUUCUCCUCCGGCUCUUCUCCUCCAUCGAGCUUGCCGUCGACCACCGCGAACGCGCUGGGGGGGAAUCCGGGGAAAGGGAUCCGCGGUGCCUCGCACUGCCCGACGGACGCCCCGCCGCGACGCGCCACCAACAUGCUCAGCCGGGUCAAGUCUGCAGUGGCCGGCUUCAUGGGCGGCAUGAUGGCCGGGGGCGGCUCCGGCGGAGGGGGCAGCGCUGGCUCCGAGCUGCCGCUGAAAUUCCCCUACAUGAGACCCGACUUCCUGGGCUUGUCGCCGGAUGAGAUCGAGUGUUCCGCGGACCACGCAGCUCGGCCCAUCCUCAUCCUGAAGGAAACGCGCAGGUUGCCGUGGGCCACCGGAUACGCAGAGGUGAUUAAUGCCGGAAAGAGUGCGCUGAACGAGGACCAGGCGUGCUGCGAGGUGGUCGUAACGAGAAGGAGGCCGAUGAGCUACUGCCCCCCCUCCACGCCCAGCAAGACCCCGACGACCAUGAAGCGCAACUCCCUCCCCAACGGAGAGGGCCUGGGGCUCCGGGUGGAGCAAAGCAAGCUGGGAGAGGACAGCGAGGGGCUGGUGUUCCACUACUGGGCCUUGUUCGACGGCCACGCCGGCUCCGGCGCCGCCGUCGUCGCCUCCCGCCUGCUUCAGCACCACAUCGCCUGUCAGCUGCAGGCAGUCAUCGAGAUCGUACGAAACCUAGCCUGCCCGCCCCCGACCGUCCUGGGGGAGGAGCCCGACAGCAACCCCUACCUGCAGGCGAACCCCGCGGGCCCCCACCGAGGCCUCACGCGGGCGGCUUCUCUGCGCGGGGCGGCCGGCGCGCCCACUUCCCCGUGCAACACCCCGCCUCCGGCCCGCUUCUUCUCGGAGAAGAAGAUCCAGCACGAGAGUCUGGUGAUCGGAGCCAUUGAGAACGCCUUUAAAGAGAUGGAUGCCCAGAUUGAGAGGGAGAAGCAAGUGUUUCACAUCACAGGAGGAUGUACGGCGCUCACAGUGGUUUACCUGCUCGGAAAACUAUACAUCGGGAACGCAGGUGACAGCAGGGCGAUCGUAAUAAGGAACAAUGAGAUCAUCCCCGUGUCGACAGAGUUCACACCCGAAUCGGAACGCCAACGGCUCCAGUUCCUGGGUUUCAUGCAGCCUCACCUGUUGGGGAAUGAGUUCACUCAUCUAGAAUUCCCCCGGAGGGUUCAGAGGAAGGAGGUGGGAAAGAGGAUGCUCUACAGAGAUUUCACCAUGAAUGGAUGGGCAUACAAGACCAUUGGGGAUGAAGAUCUCAAGUUCCCCCUAAUAUAUGGGGAAGGAAAAAAGGCACGGGUCUUGGCAACCAUCGGGGUGACCCGAGGGCUUGGUGACCAUGACCUCAAAGUUCAUGACUCCAACAUCUACAUCAAGCCGUUCCUUUCCUGUUGCCCUGAGGUGAAGGUGUACAACCUGAUGGAGUACGAGCACGGGGCCGACGAUGUUCUGGUGAUGGGCACCGACGGCCUCUGGGACGUCCUUUCCAACCAGGAAGUCGCCGAAACCGUCACCUCAUUCCUGGCCAACUGUGACCCUGACGACCUGCGCAGGUACACCAUGGCAGCGCAAGACCUGGUGAUGCGAGCACGUGGCGUGCUCCGAGAGCGAGGCUGGCGGAUCACCAACGAGCGCCUGGGCUCCGGAGACGACAUCACUGCCUUCAUCAUACCGCUGAUGUACGGCAACCGUCAGCCCUGAGGAGCCCGAGGGAGAGGCCCCCGAACCCGACUGGGUCGAUGUGGACUGAGAAUCCCCCGUGGAAGUUUCCUGGUGGCCGUUUGCACACGUUCUCCCUCAGAAUGACGAUACCCUGAUGUCUGGAUGUUUAGGUUUUUCUGUGUUUCAUGUCUCUGCAGGAGUUCAGAGGUCGCUAUGGUGAGCUCCUCUUUGUUGGUCUAUUCACUAAGGUUGGAAAAGCAGGACAAAUAUUGUGUAUUUGGGGCACAAAUCCAAAUUUGAUGGAACAGCGAGUGAACUUCUGCAGCGAUGUGAAAUCUGUGAUAGAUGAAUGUCAAGAAUGACAAUGAAGAAAACAUCCCUCUUCCCUUUCUCCCCUUCUUCCUCCUCCUCCUCUUCGCAGUGCUUUACGUGUCUCUCUUUACUCCUCCGCUCUUCUCCUUCACUGUACAGUCGCCUCCAUCAUAAAUGAAAGUAGACCCUUUUGUCUCGUGAGCACGGACGGAGGUGACGGGAACCGCUUCCAGGUAGCUUUGCAGAUCACAUGACGGAUCGACCUGAGCGGAACGUUUUUGUGGCUUUUAUCCGGCGCGAGCACAGGAAGCCUGAGACCGUUUUUUUUUUUGUUUGGGGGGGGGUGACAGAAAGAGAUGCGGACCUGAAGUUGACCACCUCACAGUAGCAAGUCAAAUCCGAGUGGGAGGCGUGUACCAAUCAAGUAUCACUUGUAAAAUUGGCGUCAUUUAACGCCUGCACAGAAAAGGAUGUUCACCAUCGUGUUAAGUCAUUUCAUCGGAUAUGGAGUCUUGAAAUUGAAAAAUGAGAAAACAUUCAUGUUUCAGCAUUUAGGGUUAAAACGCAUGCUUUUCUGGACAACAUGUUUGAAACCACUCUCAGAACGUUGGGUCAUCUUAACAAAGAGGGAGCUAACUUAGCUCUGGCCCAAGUUUAAAAAAAAGCGAAAUAAAGGUAAAAACUGUUAUGGGAUAACUUCACAAGACAAAACAUUAGAUGAGAUGACUUUUACAUCAAGUUGCUGACACUUGAGACUGGCCCACACCAUUGACCAAGCAUCCAUUAUAUGUGAACUAUAAAGGGGCAAUAAUUCUCUGCAGCAGGGAGGAUUUAAUCAAAUGAAUAAUCACGAAAUACAAUCAAAGUCAAUCCAAACAAAAGCAGCAAGAACACAGCAAGAAAUUGAUUUUGUUUGCUUCGCAUUAACAUCUCCUGCAGCUCUCACGUGCUUUUCCAUUUGUCUUUAAGGGGGACGGGUUCAGCCAAAACAGAAGUUUGGAUGUGGUGAUUUUGUACGGACUGGAUUUGUAUUUCUGCGACGUAUCAAAGCGCUAGUGAUAAUGUUAUUUGUUUGUAUAUGUGCAUAGACCUCGCAUAUGUUUCUACGAUCGAUGUUCCUUCAGAGUUGUUAGAAUCCCAGGCAUUCAGCAUAAGAGCUACGGGUACGAUCCAUUGUGAGGGGCGGGAUUGCUAGGGUACUAAAACACAAACUGCCCGAAAGCAGAAACUCAUUUUUUUGUUAACAUCAUGUUGGCUGGAACUAAGGGGGGAAAAGCAAACACAACGAGUUCUGCUGGUCCGUAUUUAUUUUUUUCCUACAUUAUGAUCUGGCAUUCAACACUGGGUUCAGAUGCGGUGCAGGCAGUCUGGAGGAAGGACAAGCUGUUAACUUCAGGAAAAACGAUCAAUUCUCAUGUCUCAUGGGACGCCAAGGAAUGAGUUGACAUUUUGGGACACACCUCUUAGCUUUUAUGGGGAAAUGCAUUUCCCAAAAUAUCUUUUUUUGUCACAUGAUGUGUGCCAUUGUGUAGCAGGGGCUAUUUAUCUUGUUAGAUUCUAUUUUGCUGCUGAUAAUUACUGACAUCCCUCCCAGCAGCAAUUUCCAUUUGUGUGGUGUACUUUUCCUCCUGUAAUAUGUCAUUAUUUGCAUCUGUAGUUUCAUCGUUUAAGCAAUUUGAAGCCAUUUUUUUUUUUUACUUUGUUUAUUUGCACUCUUUCCUGCCGCCACGAAGCUUUGUCUCGGCAUGCGUUCCGGAUGUGGGCAUUUUUUUUCAACUGUAAACAUAUUUAGACUUGCAAAUGGGGCAUAAGAAUAUGUGUUGAAUGUUUAAUCCUCAUACCUAUCAUCAAGCCUUGUUCUCUUCGAUGAAUGUCAAAGAAUGAAUACAUGAUUUCUUUUUAAUUGUUUUUCCUUUCCUUCAUCCUAUUGUGCCACCCACCUGCUGCACAUCAACUCAGGUUCAAUUAUCAUAUGUGGGUCAAGUGGGAAAGCUGUUUAAAAGGGAUUUUCUAAAGGUCGGUUAAGUAGUUCCACAACAUUUGUAAAUACAUGAGAGGAUGUCCUGGAAAGUUUACUUUGUCCCUUUUGGCUCGACAGUCCCUUUUUUGAACCGGCUGUAUUGUAAAGUAGUUACUGCCAUUGUGGGGUUUUCCUACCUUUUUAGACUAAGACGUUGGUAACGGGAACAUGAGAAGAGUCGGGCGUGGGGGGGGGGGGGGGGGUUUCGUAGCAAAGAGGAAGUUUGAUGCCCAUUGGAGAACUAACAAAGUGACCGUUGUGCUAGCCUCAACCUCCCCAUAUGUGAAUGUGAAAUGUACAUUUUGUAAAACAAGACAAUAACUUAUGAAGUCCCAAAGAAAUAUUUUUAAUGUUUCUUUGUGUAAAAAAAAGUAAUGUUUACCUUCAGUGUUUCUUUUACAGAAAUGAAAAAAAAUAAAAUAAAUGUUACAGAUAAAUGUAAAAUAAGUGUUGUUUGCUUUAUUUAAAAAAGGAAGAAUUUGAUAUCAGGUAACCUUGAUAUGCAAUCACUCCUGAGACGUGCAGAAGAGCAAAUCAAUAUUACUGUUGUUUUUCUUCCCUGGUUUCUCAUUGUGGGAAAGCAACCGAAAAGAAACGGCCAGGCCUCUAAAAGACUGAGUGCACAGAGGGAUUCAUUAGUGGAGAUACACAGUGAAACUUAAAAUCGUUCUUGAAGGACAAAUCAAUACUGUCGCAAUUCUCAGU